UGAUGGCUUCGUUUUUCUGUGUUUUGCCGGUGCACGCCAUCGUUAAUCCUCCCAUUUCGCAGCGAGUGACACUCUUGCUGUGGUGAUGAAUUAAUAUACAUGAAGACUACCUGAUGACAAUGACGUUUCCAGAUCAGGAGCCUGCCUUCGUCACCUGCUGUCACUAAUGAAACCUCUUAAAACACACUAGCUCUAUUCUCCAGCAUAUUUCUUGCCUUAUUGUUACCACCGUGCCAGCAAAUCCUCAAGCAUUAUCCGCUUGCUCCACACUUGCCCAGGUCAAUCCUCCUCCACAGUUUCUCCUCACUCAAGGGAAUCUCCAUUCCCAAAUGAUGCGGACGGACAGCAAAGGCCGAAGUGCCUCCCCUCACAGGAUAACCUACAAGUCUGACUUCCAUGCCAUCAAAUGUUCAUUCGACACUGCGACCAGUCUACAAUCAGGGACCAAAGCUGCUGCUGUCCACCCAACCAGGCUGCCAGAUCCCAAAAUGUCCCACACCAGCACCAGCACAGGCAGCAGAGGGAGGGUCCACAGCACAAGGGGGACCAAAAUCAGAGACAACAUCUUCCUGCAAAUGGACAACCAGCAACUGAAUCAAGAUCCAGUGCAGAGUUCUGGCUCCACACCUUUCCUUUCUCCUCACAAUCUCAACCUGCAGCUCCAAACUUCACCCUUCUCUGCACCCAGGCGCUCAGUCGUCAGCUCCUCGUCUGUUCUGAGCACUGCGGCCAACAUGUCUACUCCUGAAUCUUCCCUGCUAGAUAAACCAUCCAGAUCAGAGGAGAUAGUGGAUAUAGACAGAGCUGCUCUGGCUCAGAAGUUCUCUGUAACCCGGAGGUUGUUUGAGACCAAGGUGAUGGAGGUUGGAGCUGGUGGAGGAUAUGUUUGUAAAGGUACUGGUGGCAAGGGAAGCAAGGGGAUGGAGGAGGGGAUAGGUGGUGUCAGCCUGGUGGAAGAAAAAGAAAACAGAUGUGGGGAAGUGAAUCAUACAGAGGAGGACAGCGUUGAUAAAGACAAAUCCAUAAACCUACCCAUCAUAAAUAUUUCCUCGCCAAAGCCUCCAGCACAGGCCUCGCUGACAAGGCGCCCUAAAUCUCCUGUACCGCACAGCCCAAGUGAAUCAUCCAACAAAUCUCCCUCCUAUCUCGACAAACAAACCAUAGACUCACAAACAGAGGACGAAAGGACAGCAUCUCUUGGCCUCUGCUUAACCCCUGAGGAGCCAGUGAGGGCAGAGCUAGUUGAUGUAAAGAACAUGUCAUCGGAAAGCGAUGAGAAUGAGGAAGAAAAGGAGCAGAAAGAGGACAAAAAUUGGCUUAAAGAUGAGGAGGAAAAGUACAUGAACAAAGGUGCAGGAGAGCGUGAGCAGGAGCUGGUGGAUGAUGUUUUUGAAGAGCCCGGCGUGGAAACGUCAGGGUCGUAUUCACUGGAGAAGGGCUUUGUUCCUUCACAAGAACAACAGACGGAGUCAUCUGCCAGCAUGGCGUGUCAAACAGAGAUUCACAAUGACAGGGAGGACGGUGGAGACAAGUAUCAGCAGGUGAAUGAAGAAUGGGAGGGUAAAAGGGAGGGGCAGGACAGACAGUUUACUGCACAGGCUGAGAAGUCAACAGAAAAGGAGAAAAAAACUGUUGCAGGAGUGGAAGAAAGUGCUGGACGGACCGAGAGGGGCAUCAUGCAAGAAGAGGGUAAUGACAAGGAAGCUGAGACAAAGAGGGAAGAUGGAGAAGAAUGUAAACAAAGUCAAGAAGCGAAAACAGAGAAAGAUGAUGGUGCAACAUGUGAGCUGCGAGAGGAGGUCAAGUGUGAGGAGCACAGAGAAGGUGGUGUCGGAGGAGGCAAAGUGGACCAAACAGGAUCUGCAGUCAUCUGUGGGAUUGAGAACAAGGCUUUUGUGUAUGAGCAGGAAUCCCAGUCUCACGCAGAGCACUUGAAACAGGAACUGGAAAACUCUACACGUGCAAAUUUACUGCAGUGUGAGGAAAUCCCCGGAGUGCCUGAACUGACCGAUGAUGAGGAUGCAGCAGAGAUUGCAAAGAGAAAGGUCAGGUUCUCCUCAGCACCAAUCAAGGUGUACAACACUUAUUCGAAUGCGGAGUACGACAGACACAAUGAGGACAUUGACCCGGUGUCCGCCUCGGCUGAGUUUGAGCUGGAGAAGAGAGUGGACAGGAUGGACGUCUUUCCAGUGGAGAUAGAGAAAGGGGACGAGGGUCUGGGCAUCAGCAUAAUAGGAAUGGGCGUAGGAGCUGAUCAGGGACUGGAAAAACUGGGAAUCUUCGUCAAGACAGUCACCGAAGGAGGAGCAACACAGAAGGAUGGAAGGAUUCAGGUGAAUGACCAGAUAGUGGAGGUGGACGGGGUGAGUUUGGUCGGAGUCUCCCAGCUAUUUGCAGCCACAGUCCUCAAGAAUACGUCAGGUCUUGUCAAGUUUUUCAUUGGCCGAGAGAAGGAGGGCGUGGAGAGCGAGGUAGCUCGGCUGAUCAACGAAAGCCUGGAAAUGGAUAAAACAUCCAGAAAGAAGGGACAAGCAAGCGGGGAUGAGGAUACUGACGGCAGCUUGUCAGAGAAGUCAGUGGCUGAAGAAGAGGAGGAAGAUGAAGAGGAAGACGUGGCUGUUCUUUCAAGUCUGGACAACUACCAGCUCUGCCUCAAAUACCAGCAGCUUCAGUCAAAACUACGAAGCAGAACAGCCAAACUUCACCACGCCAGAGAAAAGUUAAAGGCUUGGGAGGAGCAGCAGGCCCAUUGGGAGAGCCAGAGGGCUGAUCUGGAGCAAAGAGCAGAGGACGGAGAGGAGAAAGCUGAGAAACUAGAGAAGUAUUGGCAAGAGGCCCAGACAUUGUGCAGGGUUGUGAGCCAGCGACUGGCUGAUGCCCAGAGCCAAACAGAGACCUUAGAGAUCAAAUACAGCAAGGCCAAGAGACUGGUCAGAGAGUACCAGAGCAGAGAGGAGGAGAGGGAGAACAGAGAAGCAGACUUGAGAGGAGAAAUGGUGGAGAAAGAUAAGCUGCACAGAGAGACAGUUGAAAGACUGCAAAUCCAGAUAGCACAGCUAGAGAGAAAAGAGCCUGCACCUGAAGGGAAGAACCACUCUGCAAACCCAUCAGUCACAGGUCCAGACUGGUAUAUUCCAGUUCCAGAUACAGGACGUCUAGACUCCAGUGCUCACAUAGCCAGAGCUCAGCUGGCCCAGAAAUCUAAACGCCAACCGCCCUCUCGAGACAAACUCAGAGAGAGCUUUAGAAAACAGGAAGAUGAAGUUCACAAAUCGCAGGAGAGCCAGCCACUGUGUGCACCCACAGCGCCGCAGAGGAGCAGCAGAAGUGACCUGUCCAGCACCUCGUCUUUCUCAGUCCUCAGUCCUCAACCUCCCACCAGCUCUGUCUUCACCCCUCCCAUCUUCAUCACUGACACCGUCACUCCCUCACCACGCAAAUCCUCCACAUCCAGGAAGUCCAAAAAGAAAUUUCCUGACUUCAGUGGCCUUCGCAAGUCUCUCAGCAAAAGGAGAAGUGAAAAACACAGUAAAAGUUCCAUGAACAACAGAGGGUCAUGUGGAGACCUGGUGGAUGAGCCCGCUGGAGUGUCUCCGUCAGGUUCGGUCACCUCAAUGCCCUCUUGCCUGCCCUUCCCCUGGUUUGGAGAGCGCGGGAGAGAAAAAGAAGUGGGUGUUGAGAGAGGCAGGGAGAGACUCCGGUCUGUGUCCAGCAGCAGCUUACCGUACCUGACCACCACAGGAAGAAGAGAUCAGACAUUGGACGAUGACCCAGUUCCCACCAAUAACAACAACCAGUGGCAAAGUCGACCCGUCUUGGAGUGGGACAACCAGCAGGUGUGUCUGUGGUUAAUCGCCAUGAACAUGGACGAAUAUGCGUCCGAGUUUGCUGCAAGAGGUGUGGAUGGGACACAGCUGCUCAACAUGGACAGUGAGAAGCUCAAGGCUCUGGGGGUGUGCAGUCAGAGCGACCGGUCGGCCCUGAAGAGGAAGCUGAAGGAGAUAAAGAAAAGAGAGGAAAAAGGACAGAGGAAAGGAGAAAAGAGGUCAAAAGAGGAAAAGGAGAAAGAGAAGAAUGCCGUUUUGGAUAAGGAGGGUGGGGACAAAGAGAGGGCGAGGAUGAUGAUGGAGGGGAAGUCUGUAAGAGAUGCCAUACACAGUGGGAAAACUGUACGAACUGAGUCGCUCUUGUAAAAGGAAAGAGAGGUGAUGUCGGAGAUACACCACCAGCAUGAGGGCGCGUUUGCAGCCUAACGCGCACAAAAAUACACUUGAACCCAUUUCUGUUCAGUCAAUAGAAACGGCUAAAUGUACUGCACAUAUCCUCUCGUUUUUCACAUCUUUAUAGCAAUCAUUUAGGAUACAGACCAUAGGUUGAUUUUAACUGAUAGAUCUUUGGACCAGAGCAGAUGUUGACUCCAGCACCAAAGUUCACAAUCACAGCAAAUGCGUAACUCUUUGUCAGUUAAGUGUGUGACAAACCACUGUUUCAGAGUGACAUUUUUUUAAAAAUCCUGAACUUUAAAUUAUCCUUAGAAUGAUUUUAAUAUUAUAAAGAUGUGCUGAUUUAGGCACUCAGGUAUUUGCUGUAAAUGCUUUUUUAUGUCUUAAUAAAUAAUGAUUUAAACUUC
Messenger RNA from Plectropomus leopardus (leopard coralgrouper), 4630 nucleotides. The record is from RefSeq and is a predicted model, not a curated record. NCBI's taxonomy places the organism in Eukaryota, Metazoa, Chordata, Actinopteri, Perciformes, Serranidae.